AUGGCAAUGGAUCGUACUACCCAACGCGUGCGCUAUUUGAGACGAGUUUCCGAGGUUGAGGCCUUCAUCGAGCAGUUCUACGCGCAUUGCGUUGCGCUGGAAAUCGCCGAUCGAGUGCGGAUGUGUGCGGAUGAGCCGCGCGAUGUGGCCGUAUUUCACGAACAGCUUCGCUUCAUGCAGCGCCUGGCGCCCAAUUUCCGCAUCAAGCUGGCAGUGAACCAUUCCGAGUUUUUCUCUCCGGCUUACGCGCCGCCUCAAGUGGCCGACUACGUCCCGCUGCUACCACUGGCAUGCGCUGAUCUGGAGGUAACGCGACGUCUGGCUAAUGAUGCUCGCGCCCGUGGAGGCCAUGUCUGCUGGUACGUCUGCUGCGGACCAGCGCUCCCCAACCAAUUCGUAUCGUCGCCACUGGUGGAAGGCGAGCUCGUCAGGUACCUCACAUUCUUCUUCGAGCUUGACGGAUUCCUGCGGUGGAACUACUGCCUCUGGCCAUCCAGACCCUGGGACGACCUUCGAUGGCGCGCUCCGAUGUGGAAGGUCGUCGACAUGUAUUUCGUGCUUCCAGGUCGUGAUGGUUGGUCCGUCGAGACGCUUCACCUCGAGUCUUUGCGGUUUGCUGGCCAAGCCUUCAAGCUGCUGGUCCUCGCCCAAGUAAAGCUAGCUCCAACUCAGAUGCAGCAAUUGCAGCGCACGGUGGCGGAGCAGAUCCUGCGGUCAAGCGACUUGGAAGAGUUUGGCCGUUGUGGGGACCGAGCCCGUGAAGAUCUGUACUCGCUGAACCCACUGGACUACCAAUCUGAUAACAACCGACACAUCCAGCCCAGCCAGCACCGUUUCCACCAUCCUGCGGGGGCGCGCGGACGAGAGGUCUGCGCGGGCGCCAACUUCGUGCAUGUCGAGCGCGACGAAGACAAGCUAAAGCUAUGCACCGGGCUGCACGCCCACGGCCAAAUGAAGCUCCAUGGCACGGCUGAAGGAGACUGGCGACGCCUCCGACUCGGUCGCCGACAAGCAAGCUGGUGCACAGCAGACAGCGUCAAGAUCCAGUUCGGCUCGCCCAAGCCGGACGUCGAGAUGACCGUGCCCGUCACCACCACCAAGUUCAGCGUGUCGCUCAUGGUCGUAGUCACCGCCGCAAGCUACACGGCCCAUUAG
Phytophthora sojae is the source of this 1155-nucleotide messenger RNA. RefSeq lists its product as hypothetical. The record is from RefSeq and is a predicted model, not a curated record. NCBI's taxonomy places the organism in Eukaryota, Oomycota, Peronosporomycetes, Peronosporales, Peronosporaceae. The transcript is spliced from 4 exons. The coding region runs from base 1 to 1155 and encodes 384 amino acids.